GCUUGCUGCAUUCGCGCUGUGUUCUGGCCAUAGGGAUGAGGAGUCGUCGCUGUCGGUGAUUACUGUAUUACUUAAAUCUUUGUGUUAGUCAGCCGGUCUGCAUUGCAUCGGGAGGAGAGGGCUUGGUCGGGAUCCUUCGGAUUCGUACAAGAUUCAUAUGUCCGUCAAGCUUAAGAGGACUCAAGUUUUAACUCGGGAACGCGAUUUACCCCUCUAGACGCUUCGAAUUCCCCCUCCCCCUUCUAACAAGCAAACUAGAGGCUUGAAUCGAAGUCCGUGUUGCAGACAUGGUCCCCCUCACGACGCGUCUUACGAGUCUUCUGGGUGUUCGGACGCCAGUCAUUUCAGCGCCCAUGGCUGGUGCAAGUGGUGGGGAGUUAGCGGCUGCAGUUGCUCAAGGAGGCGGCUUCGGCUUCAUCCAAGCCGGGUAUCAAAGUAAACAAAAGCUCAAAGAAGAACUCGAGAAAGCCAAGGCUAUCUUGGGAGUUUCCUCCUUGCAGCGGGCGCCCAUAGGAGUGGGCUUUAUCUCGUGGAUACUCGAGGCAGAAGGAGCUUCCUCCAACGAUUUGCUCGAUACUGCUUUGGAGAGCCGUGUGAACGCUAUUUGGCUUGCUUUCGGGAAUGAUAUCGGACGAUGGGUCGCGUACGUGCGAGAGUACGAUCGAAGGCAAGCCGACGGGCACAAGACCCUCGUCUUCGUACAGUUGUCUUCAGAAGAAGAAGCCGCUGGCGCCGUGAACAACUGGAAAGUGGAUGUUCUGGUUGCUCAAGGUAUCGAAGCUGGUGGCCAUGGUCGGGCAUCCGCACCCCCUCUUCUCACACUAAUUUCGUCGCUUCUGAAUACCAUACCGGAAGAAGGUCCUCCUAUCGUCGCUGCUGGUGGGCUCGCGAACGGCGCGCAUGUCGCCGCGUGUCUCACCCUGGGCGCGUCAGGGGUAGCAAUGGGAACACGAUUUCUACUGACACCAGAGAGUCUAUACACGGAUGCGCAGAAGAAGGCCCUUAUCAGUGCAGGAAGUAAUUCUACUGUGAGGACCUUAGCGUUCGAUCGUGCGAGGGGAACGCUAGGUUGGCCGACGGGCAUUGACGGGAGGGCGCUGAUGAAUCAGACAGUCAAAGAUCUCGAGGCGGGCGUGCCAAUCGAGGAAGUGCAGAAGUUAUUUCAGCGAAGUAUACAAGACGGCGACCCCGAUCGUAUGCUCGUUUGGGCAGGGACAGGUGUUGCUCUCAUGAACCAAAUCAAAGGGGCAGCUAAUGUGGUGACCGAACUACAUCAAGAAACGGUACAGCAUCUAGAAAGGGCGGUAUUUAUACGGUCUGCGGCAUAGCACCUCUGACGUUCAAUGUGCCACUUCGUGCGUGUGUAGAUGCUGACAGGUUUCAGACUGUCUACACCCACGUCUUGCGGCCUAAGGUGGUAGGGUGCCCAUCCCCCAGCAAAGGCAUCUUUGUUUUGCCACAUAAAUACGUGCAAAUAAGCAUAUCUUCCACAGACCUGUACUCCUCUGACAUCGAGAGCCC
Molecule: messenger RNA, 1521 nt
Organism: Gloeophyllum trabeum ATCC 11539
Lineage: Eukaryota; Fungi; Basidiomycota; Agaricomycetes; Gloeophyllales; Gloeophyllaceae
Product: 2-nitropropane dioxygenase
Exons: 5
Coding region: 288-1328 (346 amino acids)
Molecular function (GO): nitronate monooxygenase activity
Source: RefSeq, a predicted model, not a curated record